Messenger RNA from Plasmodium fragile, 288 nucleotides. RefSeq lists its product as uncharacterized. The record is from RefSeq and is a predicted model, not a curated record. The transcript is spliced from 2 exons. Bases 1 to 288 code for a protein of 95 amino acids. NCBI's taxonomy places the organism in Eukaryota, Apicomplexa, Aconoidasida, Haemosporida, Plasmodiidae.
AUGGAUAAAAAACAGGAAAAGAAAAUUAACCGGAAAAAGGAAAAAGAGAAGGAGCAGGAAAAUGCGCACAGUUACUUUUCGGACACUGUGACGUUCUGUGGCACGCUGGUCCGGGAUUCCAUGGCCAGCGCAGCGGAGGCUAUACAGAAUAACUAUUACCCGAUUAAGGAGUCCAUUCUGAAUAUCUACGACAGUUACUUUUGCGAUAAUUCUCAACACAGCAGUAGGAGGGUGAAUGGCGGUGUCCCUUUCUUCACCGUCCAUCAGGACAGUUCAAGGAAGAAGUAG